Molecule: messenger RNA, 447 nt
Organism: Plasmodium vinckei vinckei
Lineage: Eukaryota; Apicomplexa; Aconoidasida; Haemosporida; Plasmodiidae
Product: conserved Plasmodium protein, unknown function
Exons: 3
Coding region: 1-447 (148 amino acids)
Biological process (GO): mitochondrion organization
Cellular component (GO): nucleus; mitochondrion
Source: RefSeq, a predicted model, not a curated record
AUGGGCCGUUCUUCAAAACGCCGUUCAGGUGGCUUAACCGCGAGGUCAUCCUUUUUGAAACCUUCAUCUUCAAAUGGAUUAGGAAGAGGAAACAACACAAGUGCCCAAAAUUAUGCAGGAGGAAAUAUUAUGCACCCACAGCAAAAGUCAGGAGGGUUUAUAUCAAAUAUGAUGGGAACUGUAGCUAGUGGAAUGGCAUCAGGUGUUGGUUUUGGAGUUGCUCAAAGAGCUGUUGAUUCACUUUUAGGCCCAAGACAUUUAGAAGUAUCACAAGCCAAUAAUAAUGCCCAACUAAAUCAAGUUGGAGCUAUGAAUAUGGAAAGAAAUAAUGACUUUAAAUGUAAAACAUUUAGAGAUGAACUCAAUCAAUGUAUGAUGUCCCAUUCUGAUAUCAGCCUAUGCCAAAAUUACGCCGACUCCCUAAAGUCAUGUCAGCAAUCUAUGUAA